AUGUCGACGCGAUGGAGCUUAUGUGAUAGUUGGGAAAUCGCGAGGAGGUGCAGAGGGAAGAAGUAUCGGGACAACACCGAUCCAGGGGGCGAUCAUGGAGGAAGAGGUCGAUGUCUGCGACGGACAUCACCGGCGAGAAAUGAUGAAGUUCAAAUUAUCGGAGGAACCGCAGAAGGUCUUGGUCUUCAACGUCAGAAUCGCGCCUCCACCGGUGACACUAAUCGACCGUCAUCGUCUCUGCCGCCGGCUGUUGCGUCGCCGGCUGUCUCUCCUCAUUGUGACGAUUCAGUUUUCCCCCUGAAAAUGAUCCAGGUUUGUUUAGGAAAAGAUUCCUCUGCAGUUGAAAAGAUCUGA
Messenger RNA from Lactuca virosa, 354 nucleotides. NCBI's taxonomy places the organism in Eukaryota, Viridiplantae, Streptophyta, Magnoliopsida, Asterales, Asteraceae. The record is from the annotation of a GenBank genome assembly.